UUUUUAUGGAUGAUAAUUGUACACAAUGUACACAAUGUACUAAAGUUUUUUUGAUAUAAAAAAAAUUUAUUGAUUAUAAGCCUGAUCAUUUACGGAACUGAACGAUGAUCAAACCAAUCUAAAAAAAUCUAUAAACUAACAUCGAACAAAAUCCAACAAAAAAUCGAAUCAAAAUUGCAACAAAAAUGUUUGAUCAUCAUCGUUUGGUCAUCUUUUUAGUAUUAUCAUGUGUUCUUAUUUUUAAAUCGACAAUAGUUUCUUCUUCUGUAAUUCAUCAUCCAAAACAAUCUAAUGAUGAGAAAUUGAAACUUGUUUUCUUGUUUCAUCGUCACGGUGAACGAACACCGUAUAUGCUUUAUCCGAAUGAUCCAUAUAAAAGAAACAUUACCGAAACUGUUGGUAUUGGACAAUUGAUCAACAAAGGUAAACAACGUCUUUAUCGACUAGGUGAAUAUCUAUCGAAACGUUAUUAUAACAAAUGUGGUGAUCGUUUUCCAAUUGAACAAAAAUCACCAAGAAAAGUAUAUGUUAGAAGUUCAGGAUCAGAACGUUGUUUACAAUCCGUGUCAUUAUUAUUGGCUGGAAUGUUUCCACCGGAAGGUGAAUGGAAAUGGAAUCAAAAUCUAGGAAGUUUAUGGCAACCAUUCGCAAUACAAACAGUGCCAUUUGAUCAUGAUACACUUUUAAAUCCUGAUUAUAAAUGUCCAGUUGCCGAACAUGUAUUAGACCAGAUUUAUCAUUCGGAAGAAGCACAGAAUAUUCAAAGAAAAUAUCAAAAUCUAUUGCACAAAGUUGCCAAUUGGACUGGUUAUAAACCUGAAGAAAUGAAUAUUGUGAAUGCUUCGUAUAUUUAUGAUGUUCUUUUAUCUGAACAUAAUUUUGGUUUACCAUACCCUGAAUGGCUUGAUAAUAAUAUCUGGAACGAUUUGAAGAAUAUAAAUAAUGAAGUAUUUAGAUUUAAUUCUUCUAACAGAAAAAUUCAAAGAUUUCGUUGUGGAUCAAUGUUUGGUGAAAUUUACCGACAAUUGAAAGCCCAUUUUGGUAAUGAUAGCCAAUCCAAUGAUAAUCAUCAUCAGAUUUAUAUCUAUUCAACUCACGAUGAAUGGUUGGCACAAUUUUUAAGCUCAAUGCAAGUCUAUAAUGGUAUACCACCAUUUUUUGGUUCAACCAUAAUGUUAGAAGUGUAUCAAGAACCACAGAAUAAUGGUGAACCAUAUUUUAAAGGAUUCUAUUUGAAUUCAACAGAAACUGGCCACGCAUAUCCAUUACAAUUUCCUAGCUGUAAUGAACCGUGUACACUGACGAAAUUUCAUGAAUCAAUCAAAGAUUUGAUGAUUGAAGAUCCAAAAAUUCUGGAACAUGAAUGCUAUGUUGAUAUACAAAAAUAUUUGUAAUUCGAAAAAAAUAAUAAAAUUUUAUAAGCCAGGCCCAUAUAAUCAAUAAAUCAUUUCAUUGUCGUAGUA
Molecule: messenger RNA, 1463 nt
Organism: Dermatophagoides farinae (American house dust mite)
Lineage: Eukaryota; Metazoa; Arthropoda; Arachnida; Sarcoptiformes; Pyroglyphidae
Product: prostatic acid phosphatase
Biological process (GO): dephosphorylation
Molecular function (GO): phosphatase activity
Source: RefSeq, a predicted model, not a curated record